UAGUUCUGGCAGCCGGCGCAAGAUGUCUCUGGCCAUGAGCCUGGUUGGAGACCCUGCGCUGGUCAUCCUUGAUGAGUGCACGUCUGGCGUGGACCCCAUUUCCCGAGGCCGCCUGUUCCGCGCAAUCACGCGCAUCCAGCGCUCCAGCGGCAUGGCUGUGCUGUUCACGUCCCACUGCAUGCGCGAGUGCGACCAGCUCUGCACUCGCGUCGGCAUUCUGUCGGGUGGCGACUUCACGCGCGUCGGCGACACGGUGGCCCUGAAGCAGUCGGCCACCCAGGGCUGCACCAUCGUGGUCAAGCUGACCGUGGCGCAGAGCAUGCAAGACGGCUCCAUCAAGGAGAUCAACCGGGGCAUCAAGCGCGAAUUCCCCCAGUCGGUCAUCGCCGAGAAGCGGGAGGAUCAGAUGCGCUACCGCCUGAAACCGAACGCCGACUACCCCCUCAUCUGGAGCGAGGUGAUCUUCAAACUGCACACGCUGCAGCAGGAGAUCAAGUUUGAAGACUUUCUGGUCAACGACACCUCGCUCGCAGAGGUCUUCAUCGGUUUCGCGCGCGAGCGCAAAAUGGUGGACUUUGGCGAGAACCAGGUCCGCUACUUCGAGAGGGACCAGCCUGCCACUGUGGUCAUGAUCCCGCCUAAUUAAAUGCGCACGCGUUAUAUAGUCGAGUGGU
This is a messenger RNA of Rhipicephalus sanguineus (brown dog tick), 674 nucleotides long. Its product is annotated as phospholipid-transporting ATPase ABCA3. Bases 23 to 646 code for a protein of 207 amino acids. The transcript has 3 exons. Gene Ontology annotation, cellular component: intracellular membrane-bounded organelle; membrane. Gene Ontology annotation, molecular function: ABC-type transporter activity; lipid carrier activity. NCBI's taxonomy places the organism in Eukaryota, Metazoa, Arthropoda, Arachnida, Ixodida, Ixodidae. Gene Ontology annotation, biological process: transmembrane transport; lipid transport. The record is from RefSeq and is a predicted model, not a curated record.